CUGGCCCUCGCUGGCUAGCCCGGCUAUUGUGCUGGGACAACUCAUCAUAGAUCGGUCUUCUUCUUUUUUUUUUUUUUUAAAGGACAUUUCCACCGGCUCGAAUAGUCGCUCUAAAGUGACGGCUUCCCCGUCUUUUUAUUAUAUUGUUGUUUCUUUUUGAAUGACUACCCGAGGGGGGUCCUCGCAGACGUCUCGGAGCUGCUGGCGGUGGAGUUUAGUCGCUGUCGGCAUGGGACGGACGACUGAGAUUUGAUUGUCGGUGUGUGUCUCCUCCACUUCGGGACGUGAAAAUAACAAAAGGGAGGACAAAAAAAGACGCAUGUAGCCGGACUACGACGCUGCAGAGGUCGCUUGGUAAAAGGCUUGACGAUGGGUUGCGUCCGGAGCAAAGAGGACAAAGGCCCGGCACUGAAGUACCGGCCGGAUAACGCCAGCAACACUCCGGUCAACACCCACUUGGGCCACUACGGUCCCGAGCCCACGCUGAUGGGUCAGUCGCCGGCGGUGAAGACGCUCAACAGCAGCUACAACAGCCACGCCUCCGGGCUCACCCCAUUUGGUGGCGCGUCGUCCGCCAUGACACCUUUUGGCGGCGCAUCCACCUCCUUCACGUCCGUGGCUGUGAGCAGUCCCUUCCCUGGUGUCAUCACAGGCGGCGUCACAUUCUUCGUGGCGCUGUAUGACUACGAAGCGAGAACGUCGGACGAUCUGUCGUUCAAAAAAGGCGAUCGCUUUCAAAUUAUCAACAACACGGAAGGCGACUGGUGGGAGGCUCGUUCCAUCAACACGGGACAGAAGGGUUACAUCCCCAGCAACUACGUGGCCCCCGCCGACUCCAUACAAGCUGAAGAAUGGUAUUUUGGCAAAAUGGGCCGCAAAGACGCAGAAAGGCUUUUAUUAAUUCCAGGCAACCAGCGAGGUACUUUCUUGGCACGAGAGAGUGAGACAACCAAAGGUGCCUACUCUCUAUCUAUCCGUGACUGGGAUGAAGUCAAGGGAGACAAUGUGAAACACUACAAAAUCCGAAAGCUGGACAAUGGGGGUUAUUACAUCACAACUCGGGCACAAUUUGAGAUGCUACAGAAGCUGGUGAAACACUACACAGAACAUGCCGACGGUUUGUGCUACAGGCUGACGACGGUAUGCCCCACGGUGAAGCCGCAAACUCAGGGACUGGCCAAGGACGCAUGGGAGAUCCCCAGAGAUUCCCUGCGACUGGAAGUCAAACUGGGCCAGGGCUGCUUUGGCGAGGUCUGGAUGGGCACAUGGAAUGGUACCACCAAGGUGGCCAUCAAGACUCUGAAGCCAGGCACUAUGUCUCCGGAGGCGUUCCUACAGGAGGCCCAGAUCAUGAAGAAGCUGCGACACGACAAGCUGGUGCCUCUCUACGCCGUGGUGUCCGAAGAGCCUAUCUACAUCGUCACAGAGUUCAUGGGCAAAGGGAGUCUGCUGGACUUCUUGAAGGAGGGAGAUGGCAAAUACCUGAAGCUGCCCCAGCUGGUGGACAUGGCCGCACAGAUUGCGGAUGGCAUGGCCUUCAUCGAGCGGAUGAACUACAUCCACAGGGACCUGCGAGCCGCCAACAUCCUGGUUGCCGACAACCUGGUGUGCAAGAUAGCCGACUUCGGCCUGGCGCGGCUCAUCGAGGACAACGAGUACACGGCCAGGCAAGGUGCUAAAUUCCCCAUCAAGUGGACAGCGCCGGAAGCAGCUCUAUACGGCCGCUUCACUAUCAAGUCAGACGUGUGGUCGUUUGGUAUACUACUGACUGAACUGGUCACCAAAGGCAGAGUGCCCUAUCCAGGUAUGGUGAACCGAGAGGUUCUGGAGCAGGUGGAGCGCGGCUACCGCAUGCCGUGUCCCCAGGGCUGCCCUGACUCGCUGCACGAAAUGAUGCGCCAUUGCUGGAAGAAGGAGGCCGACGAGAGGCCCACCUUCGAGUACAUCCAGUCCUUCCUGGAGGACUACUUCACAGCCACGGAGCCCCAGUACCAGCCGGGGGACAACCUGUAGACUCAGAAGAGCUCGUGUUGGUACAAAACAGACUGGCCACGACACUGUGAUCAAUACCGGAGUAGUGGGUCCUCAUUUCACAUUGGGGGCUAUACUUGCAGGAUGCAAUGAUGAUUUUUACUGGUACUUUUUUAAACACAAUGAAACCCCUAUCCCCUUUCCUCCAUUUUUUUUUUUUUAUUCUGCAAAAAUAAUUCUUUGAUAUUGGGGAAUCCAGAUUUUAUAUGUACAGUAAUUUGUUCUGAGUGUGUGUAGGCUGACAAGUUUAUUUUUUUUUUGGUGGUAAUUUUAUUAUUUUAUUGUGAAUGGAGCAGAUGGGUCAGAUGCAAGAAUGUACAGGAUGUCCAGGGAAAAAAAAGCUAUUUUUGAAAGUAUGAGGAGGUGGCUGAAUGACCAUUUUUGUAUGUUUUUUUUUUUUCCAUUAUUAUUAUUCUAAUGCUUCUUUGAUGUGCUUUCAGACUUAUUUUAAUCAUGCAAAAGUGCAAAAAAAAAAAAACUAAAAAGAAAUGUUUAGGAUGGACAUUUCCUGUGACCACUGAGUUUAUUUUUGUUUCAUUACUGUCAGACUCAAUAUUUCAGUCCUUUUUUUCCAUUUCAUUGAGAUAUUUUAACCAUGUCCAAGUGCAGGAAAGAAAGUAACGGUUUUUAAUGUUUAGGAUGGACAUUUCCUGUGACCAUGCAGUUUAUUUUUGUUUUAUUUCUGUCAAAUAUGCAACUUUUCAUUUUCUUUCUCUUUCAAAUCAUUGAGUUAUUUUAAUCAUGCCCAAGUGACAAAAACCCCUCUUUUUUUAUGUUGAGGAUGGACAUUUCCCGUGACCAACGAGUUGUUUUUUUUCUGUCACUAUUCCCACCAUGUUUUUACAUACUGUCACAUCAGUGUGAAAAAGAGCUCUAUUAUGUUUAGAAUAUACAUUUCUGCGACCGGAAGGUUUAUUUUUUUUAUUCAUUUCAGUCAUAGCUCUCAUAAAAAAAAAAAACAUUUCUUUUUUUUGACACUUUCCAAUUGUUAUUUUAAUCAUGCCUGAAUGCAAUUUUUUUAAUGGACAUUUCCUGUGACCAAGGAGUUAAUUUUCUCAAAUGGAUCAGCCAUUUUUUUUUUUACAGACUUUCACAUCAGUGAGUCAUGCCCUAGUACAAAAGUCAUGUCUCUUUUUUUUUUUUUUUUUUUUAAAUUGAGCUGGGCAUUUCCUGUGACCAGGAAUCAAUAUUUCAGUCAGUUUUUGACCAAGUUAAACAUAUACUACCAUUUCCAAGACAUUUGUGCCAUGGAAGGAUCGCACAAUUCUGAUUUAUUUAUCAUGUUGGCACACAUGUAUACCUAAGCUUAAAGACAAAUUGAAAUUAAUCAGUGACUAAAAUGUAUAAUUGUCAGCCAGUUUCGCACAGAAAUUGUCACUAACUUGAUUACACUGUUAUGCUUAAUAGGAUUUUGUUAGUGUUAAAACCACAGAAUGACAACACCAAGUUGUUAUUUUCAAACCUUUAUUUUCCUCUAGCGAUCCUUGUAGCUGUCUGUCCAGUGGUGCAUGAUGGGGAAAAUAGCCGUUCAGACAAAGAUGUGAACUUUUUAUUGUUUUGAAUUGAAUUUCAUUGUGUGUUUGGCUGUGGAGAACCUAAUAUGUGAUUGUUCCCAAAUUUAGGACUUGAACUAGAGAUUGAGUGGGGAAUAAUGGUAACUAAUAGAAUUUUUGUACAGGAAAAAAAAUAAAAGUUUUACUUGAAAAGUUGAA
Molecule: messenger RNA, 3743 nt
Organism: Phyllopteryx taeniolatus (common seadragon)
Lineage: Eukaryota; Metazoa; Chordata; Actinopteri; Syngnathiformes; Syngnathidae
Gene: yes1
Product: YES proto-oncogene 1, Src family tyrosine kinase
Exons: 12
Coding region: 370-2013 (547 amino acids)
Biological process (GO): cell surface receptor protein tyrosine kinase signaling pathway; cell differentiation; innate immune response
Cellular component (GO): extrinsic component of cytoplasmic side of plasma membrane
Molecular function (GO): signaling receptor binding; non-membrane spanning protein tyrosine kinase activity; ATP binding
Source: RefSeq, a predicted model, not a curated record